AUGAAUAAUACAAACAAAAAUGAAUCAGCAGACACUACACGAGUUCAAAAUUUAGCUUUAUCUAAUGAAUUAUCAGAAGAAAAAGUUCAAGAUUUUCAAGCUGCUUUUAGUCUUAUGGAUUCACAAUCAAAAGGUUAUGUGUGUCCAAAUGAUAUUGUUCGCGUUGCACAAGCUGCAGAUAUGACAUUUGCUGAGAAUGAAGCUGAAUUAUUAGUUGGUUCAGCUGAUGAAGAUCAUUCAGGUGGACUUGACAUGAGAGAAUUUAUAUCAAUAAUGACAACACAUGUUAAUCCACAAGAUUUAGAAGAAGAGCUUCGACAGACAUUUCGAGUUUUUGAUAAAGAUGGAAAUGGAACAAUUAAUGCUAAUGAACUUAAAAGAUUUGUCAGAUUAUGGGAUAGUGAAUUAACUGAAGAUGAAGCGAAUGAUAUGAUUAAUCAAGCAGAUCCAGAUAACACUGGUUCAAUUAAUUAUAAGGAUUUUGUAGAAUUUCUUUUACAUAAAUAA
This is a messenger RNA of Rotaria sordida, 507 nucleotides long. NCBI's taxonomy places the organism in Eukaryota, Metazoa, Rotifera, Eurotatoria, Philodinida, Philodinidae. The record is from the annotation of a GenBank genome assembly.